AUGGCCUCCUUCCUGGCUGCCUUCUCGACUUCCGGCUGCCUGACCCAGCUGACUUCACUGGACCUCGCGCAUGACGGGGACGCAGGAGCGCUGCUGCUGUCCCCCCUAGGCCGCCUGGCAGCACUCACAAGCCUCCGCUUCACAGGCUGCGCUGACGCGGCCAGCAGCCGCUGGCUGCCACCCGGACUGCGCAAGCUGCACCUGGCAGGCCACGACCACGCCUGGGCCGGGAUUGGCGGCGCGUCAUGGCUGGACUGCGUGGGCGCCUGCACGGGCCUGGAGUCGCUGCAGCUGCUGUGGCUGGAGGCGCGGGACCUGGGCAUCAAGCCUCAUUCGUUCGACGAGCUGUCAGUGUUUUACAACACCCUGAAGCAGCUCACGCGCCUCACAGAACUCACGGGCUCUGCAAAGGAGGAGAGCGUACUUUCAGAGAGCGACGACAGCGAAGAUGACGAGGCAGAGGCCAGGUUUUUUGGCUUCGACUGCGCCAGGCUCCUUGCGGCGGCCCCCCGCCUGCGGCGGCUGGCGUUCUACGUCUUUCAAACGGGCUACUUCGCGCAGCUGCGCCCGGCGGUGCAGGGCUCGCUGAACCGCCUGCGGUCUCACGCCGCUGACCUGGAGGAGUUGGCUGUGUGCGUGCGCGGCUCGACGCCCUCCCCGCUGUCGUUCCCGCGGCUGCACACCCUGCACGCAAGCUUUGACGGCCGCAGAUCAUAUUCUAACAUGCCAAUGCACGCGGUGUUCCCCGCGCUGCGCGUGCUGACGCUGGGCACUGUGUGGGGUGGGUACGAGGGCGUGGUGGCCUGGGAGGCCGUGGCGUCGCUGACCGCGCUCACACGGCUGCGUGUCGUGGCGGGGUUCCCGGAGUAUGGAAUGGAGCUGGAAGGCCGGCUUGACGCCCUGUCGGCGUGCGGCGCUUUGCAGCACCUGCGACUUGACUGCGUCAAAGGGGUCAGCUUUGCGGAGCUGCUAGAGCUCUCGCGUGCGCCACAGCUGCAGAGGAUGGAAGUGGAUGCCUGCACGUUUGACAAGGAGCUCACGCCGGACGUGCUCGAGGUGGCGCUGAAGGCGUGCGCGGGCCGCGAGCGCGCAUUCCAAGUCAUUGCCCGCGCAAGCCAUGCUGAACAGGAGAUGGGCCUGCUUCGCGGUGACGCAUUCCACCCUCUCUUGUCCUAG
Molecule: messenger RNA, 1176 nt
Organism: Monoraphidium neglectum
Lineage: Eukaryota; Viridiplantae; Chlorophyta; Chlorophyceae; Sphaeropleales; Selenastraceae
Exons: 2
Coding region: 1-1176 (391 amino acids)
Source: RefSeq, a predicted model, not a curated record